Molecule: messenger RNA, 999 nt
Organism: Lingula anatina
Lineage: Eukaryota; Metazoa; Brachiopoda; Lingulata; Lingulida; Lingulidae
Product: spermine synthase
Biological process (GO): spermine biosynthetic process
Molecular function (GO): spermine synthase activity
Source: RefSeq, a predicted model, not a curated record
AUGACUGCCAACACGAUCAUCAUGUGCUUCAAAGUGACAGCCAGCUACGUUAGCGACCCAGCUUUCCUGGUCAGUUUGAAGAAAAUUGGAGAACUGACUUUGGGUGCACUUUCCUCAGAGCCCACUCAGUUAGAGGUAGAUCAAGACAAACUGUUCAUCUUCACUGGGACAUCGGGAAGUCAUGCCACCUUGAGGAUAUACUUCACUGGGCUUGUUACGCUUGAUGUUCAACACUAUGGCAAGGGUGACGAGUAUGAAUGGAGCAUGGGGAAAUACAAUAUGGAAGCUAUCAAGGAGUUAAAACGAAAAAUAAAAGAUCAGUUUGGUUCUGAGGUGGAAUUUUUACACUGCCUGUAUACCCCCGUUCGUCGUGGUGGUAAGGUGUGGCCUUAUUACGUUACAGCAGAUGAAAGACUGGUCGAGCCAGACUAUGAUAAAGUUGUUUAUGAGACCAACUCUUCCUGGCAAAAUAUCAAGAUCAUGCACUCCAGAGAGCUUGGGAAUGUUUUGGUCCUUGAUGACGAUGUCAGUAUUGGUGAGAGUGACUCAAUCUACACACAGACCUUACUAGGCCUGGGAACGACAAAGCGUGAAAACUAUGAAGGGAAAGAGAUUCUGAUUUUGGGAGGAGGGGACGGAGGAAUCCUGCACGAGUUGUUGAAGGAGAAUCCAAAGCAUGUUACCAUGGCCGAGGUUGAUGAAGAGGUGAUUAAAACGUGUCGUACUCACUUGCGUAGCGUAUGUGGUGACAGCAUGGAUAAUUUUGAGGGGCCCAACUAUAAGAUCAUAAUUGGUGACGGUAUCCAAGUCAUGAAGGAAAGCCUAGAGCAGGAAAAGAAGUUCGACUACAUCAUCAAUGACAUAAGUGAAUUCGCAGUAGAUAUAGAAAACAAAUACGGUUUUGCGUACAGUUUUAAAACUACUCACUUGGUGAUGGAGCUAGCUCUGAAGUUGCUUAAACCUGGAGGAAAACUCUUGGCAAGGGUGGGUGCUAAUUAA